Prorocentrum cordatum is the source of this 6952-nucleotide messenger RNA. The record is from the annotation of a GenBank genome assembly. Lineage: Eukaryota; Dinophyceae; Prorocentrales; Prorocentraceae.
AUGGCCCGCUCGACAGACGAGUCCGCGGAGGAGCUCUUUGUCGACAAAGAGGGCAUCCCGCAUUGGGACGGCGAGAACAUAGCUCUUCUACGAGAAUACCGCAUGAGGGUGAUGAUUGAGUACAGCACCCAGUCCAGCUCGACAGAUGCUGGCAAGGAGAAGAGGGCGAACUUGGGCUUGCGCUUGACGCGAGGCCUCACCGGCCGCGCGUGGAAGGCGGUGGAGCCCCUGCUGGACGACAUGGCGUCUCUCACCCAGGAAGGCUCGCACCAGAAGAUCAUCGAGGCUCUCGAUGGCUUAGACAAGGUAGCAGUGGUGCGCAAGCAGCAAAAGUUCGACGACUUCUUCAAGAGGUCCCGCCGCCGGCGUGGCCAGGAGAUCGUCGAGUACCUGAGGACGUUCCACAACAAGCACAAGGAGCUGACGGAGCUGGACACCGGGACGAAGCUCAGCGACGACCUCUACGCCUACUUCCUCCUCGAGGGGGCGAUGCUGACGGACGACCAGAAGAGGCUGGUCACGAUGGUGGCGGACAACAAGUAUGAGACAAAGGCUUUCGAGAACACACUGAAGACGAACUACCACGACCUCCACCUGCAGGAGAAGACCUCCCGGCUGCCACAGCCUCAUCCUCACGGACGCUCGAAGGGUGGAGGCAAAGGCGGCAAGGACAAGUCCAAGAAGCAGACGAGGGUGUACUACACCGAGGUUCGGGACCUCCAGAGGAAGCGCGGCUUCUUCAAGGCAGAGGGCGCGCUGACGUUCGAGGAGCGCAAGGCGGAGAUCGCGAAGGUCAAGCAGCGCACGCACUGCGGGGCGUGCGGCAAGAUCGGCAACUGGGCCGGGGACCCAGAGUGCCCCAUGGGACCGAAGAGGCCGAAGCCGUCGGCGAAGCCUAAGAGUCGAGCUGACCCGCGUGGCCGAGCAGCGGCGUUGGGUCGCCCAGCCUGGAGCAGCCCGGCGGCCUCGGGCAGCAGCCCACGCCCGACGAGCAGUACUAGUGCCAAGAAGCGGAGAGAUGCGACGCUCUUCGUGCUGGACGACGUCGAGUACGACUCGGCCUUCUUCGUCGGCUCGGACCGCGGCUCCGACAUCGGCUCCUUCAAGCUCGUGGGCAGCGACAUCGGCGACAGUGCGAGCGUGGUCAGCGACGGCCUCAGCACGACUCUCCCGACGAUGAAGGACGACGAGGUGUUGCCAUGCCCGAAGUGCUCCAAGGCUCUGGUGGCUCGCCAGAACCAUCGGACGGGCGGCUGGUUCUUCGGAUGCAGCCAGUUCCCGAGCUGCAAGGGCACGCUGAACUACAACGAGGGCGAGCAGAGGCUGCGCGAGGCCCCUCACGGGCGCCACGAGCGCCCAGUACCUGGGGAAGGAGUUUUGGAGAUAGUGCUUAUGGUGAGUGAAGACAGUGACACGUCUGACGUACCAGUGGCGCUCAUCGACACCGGUUGCACAAGAUGCAUGCACGGCAAGCACUGGCGGGAGCUGUUCGAGAGGAGGUGCCUGCACCCCCGUGGCCUCGAGAUCAAGAUGACGGACCGCGUGAGGAGCUUCUCUUCGGCCUUCGGCAAGAAGCAGGAGGGGCGCGUGGUCGAGAUCCCGGUCGCCUUGGGCGGCCGCCGCGGGGUGAUCUUCAGCACGGAGAUGGACGACUGCGACACCCCGCUCCUGGUCAGCCUGGCGUCGCAGGAGGCGCUGGGUGCCGUGCUUCACCUGAGGGAGAUGCGGAUGGAGCUGCAGACGCUCGCCGUGGACGUGCAGCUGAUCAAGGUGGGCGGUCACUUGGCAGUGAAUCGGGACUCGGAGUUCUUCUACGCGCAGUCACAGAAGGAGUCGGCCUUCGAGGAGUCCGACGGCGAGGAGAUCCGAGUCGAGGAGGAGGUUGGCCACGCCUUCCUGUCGAAGGAUCGCGGUGUGCUGGCCACCGACGCGACAGGGAUCCUCUCCAAGACGACUCGGAAGAAGCUCGAGUCCGCCUGGCGUGGGCUUCGUGGAGAGGAUCGUCGACUACGGGAAGAGCUACUUCGACCAAGGUUCGAGGCGGAGCGUUUCGUGACUGCCGACUUCCAGACCACGGUGGUGUUCGAGCCGUUCGGCGGAGAGCACAUCCUGACGCGCUACGGUGCGAAGGAGUAUGGAUGGAUGCAGUCUCAGCCGUUGGAUGUGGACCACUCUCCCGACUGCGAUUUGCUCAAAGGACGGUAUUUCUUGAUAGAGCAGCCUUUGACAGCACUUUCUUGGGAGUAUGACGGCAUCCUGAUACGUUUAUGGGAUUUGGAAGGUGUUGUCUUUGUGCGUGGAGAUCAAUGUGCCUACGGAGCCUGCGACAGGGACACGGGCAAGCUGAUCAAGAAGCCGACAGGGUGGCUCACGAACAGCGCAGCGGUGGCGAACCAGCUGAGCAGGCGCUGUGCCUGUCCGCCCGGCGCUCACCAGCAGCUGCUCGGGAGGAACUCGGGCGGCUAUCGGGCGCAGCAGGCGGCGGCCUACCCCGUGGGCCUCGCGAAGGCCUUCUGUCGCGGAGUGCUCCAGCAGAUGCAGAUCGACUACCGCAGCUCGCUGGUCAUGGAUGCGGCCUUCCCUGUGGAGGAUGCUUUCCCGCACGAGCGUCCGCGAUCGCGGACCCCGCCGCGAGGAGAGCCCGUGCCGGAGGAGGCACACCAGGAGGGCCCGCCUCUCGGAGAGGACGCGCCGCCCGCCGAGGCGGCAGCGGAGGCCCCCGAGGCACCGGCCGAGGUGCCCGCGAGGCCCAGGCGCGGCCGAGCGCCUGCUCGACGCGAGCGCGGAGUGCCUCCUGGCGGACGUCCGCUGGGCUUCCGCCGGGGACGACGUACACAGUACGGCGAGUUCGAGCUGCUGACGGUAGAGCUGCGCGCCGAGCUGGACACGUUCCGGAGUUGGCAUGGACGACUACUGGAGAAGAUGGGCGAGGAUAUCGAGACGAUCAUCUGGGGCUCGGACCUCUUCCUGGAGGAGCUGGGAGGAGUCAUCAGCGAGCCGCUGAAGAUGGUGAAGGCUAGACGCGGGGGUCAGCGGCUCCAGACGGCGCAGCCACAGCUGCACGCCGCGGACGCCCCGCUCAGGAUGGUCACGACACUCAAGGGCGACCAGCUCUUCAGGCUGGACUUCGAGGACUGGUCGCAACAGUCACUGCAAGCAAGACGGCGCUGGCUGCCACGACACUUACUCGAGAACGACGUGGUGGUCUUCUACUUCGCGGGCUACGAGCGGGGCGACCUGCCCGAGGGGCCGGCUGCAGCACAGCAGCGGGACGCCUCACGGGAGAGGAAGCGACGUUGGGAGCUGUUGCCGAGGGCCGUCAAGAGGGCGAUCGAGCGGGUGCACGUGAACCUCGGGCACCCCUCACGGCCGGCGCUGCUCAGGGCGCUGCGCCUGGGCAAGGCGACGGCGGUGGCGCUGAGGGCAGCAAGGUUGUUUGUUUGCGAGAGCUGCCGGCGAGUGCAGCGACCCAGCAUCCCACGUCCGAGUCAGCUUCCGAGGGUCGACGAGUUUAACGUGCUGCUCGCGAUGGACUGCUUCGAGAAUGUCGACAGCGCCGGCAACAACUGGGAGUUCCUUGGCAUCAUGUGUAUGGGGACAAACUUUCACGUGGUUUGCCUGCUGGAGGACACUCACAAGAACCCCAAGGCCUCGGAGGUCAGGAAGUUCUACGAGCUCUGCUGGGUCUCCUGGGCUGGCCAGCCGGAGGAGGCGAUCAUGGUGGACCGCGCGCGGUCCUUCCUGGGCGAGUUCGCGGACUACCUGGAGCAGGAGGGCGUGCGCCUGGACUCGGCCGCGCUGGCCUCGCCGUGGCACAUCGGCAAGAUGGAGCGCCACGACGGCAUCUGGAACUCGAUGCUCACGAGAGUGGUGCACGACAAGCAGGUGGCGGGCCUUGAGGAGAUGAGGACGGCAGUGACGGAGUGCAACAGGGCCAAGAACACUCUGGCCCGGCGGGCUGGUUUCAGCCCCUACCUCUGGGUCCUUGGCCGGGAUGUCCGACUCCCGGCGAGCCUCGCAGAUGACGCCGAGGUGGAGCGUGUGGGCGAGCAGGUGGCAGCUGCUACGCCGGGCUCACGCUUUGCCCGCAAGGUGGAGAUCAGGACUCAGUGCAGGAUGGCUUUCAUCCAGACCGACACGGAGGACCGACUUCGACGAGCAGAGCUUCGACAGAUACGACCUACGAGAGGGCCGUUCGUUGUUGGCCAGUGGGUACUUUUCUACGACCAAGCGCAGCCAGUCAAGCAUCGACCCGAGCAUCCAGACAACUGGCGAGGGCUGGCGCGCGUGAUCGGACAUGAGGGACGGCAUGGAGUGUGGCUCGCUUUCCGUGGCCUUACCGUGCUCGCGAGCCCGGAGCACCUGGCUGCAGCGACCGGCCACGAGAUCCACGCCUGGAGAUCGAUUGCACAGGAGCAGGAGUUGGUGCACGACGCGCCCGUCAGUGGCGGCAGCGGCUUCGUGGACUUGCGAGGUCGGCCCAGGCCCCCCGCCGCAGCGGGGCAGGAGCCCGCUGAGCAGGGCGACGAGAGCGGCAUGGACGUCGGGCCGCAGGCAGGGGCGCCGGAGGAGCCGCAGCCCGCCCCGGCUCCGCCUGAGCCGGAGGCGCCUCAGGCCCCGCCUGCGGCGGAGGCUCCUCGCGCGGCCCCCGCCGCGCCCGAGCCGCCCGCGGCGCCAGCCCCGGCGGUGGGGGCUGAGGACGUGCCCGUGCCGCCCGACCUGGACUUCGACGCGAUGGAGUUCGACGCAGCGAUGCAGGACAUCAUGAGAGAUGACGGCGACGAUGACUGGCACCCUGACUCUCACGGGGUGCAGACGGAGCCCGAGCCGGAGGCCUCUCGGCAUCGGCGUCCUGGGAAUCUCCUGGAGGUAGAGGAGACUGAGGAGCGCCGCGAGCGGGAGGCCAAGCGACGGCGCCUGCUGGACGACGUCCCUGUCUCGAUCCGACAGGGGACUGCAGGAUCCAGCCUCCCGGCGCCUGCCGACUCGGCGAAGUUCGUGCUGGACAACGACCUGGAGGAGUUCAUGGAGGCCGGCUUCGAGACUUACCAGCAGGAUGAGGCCUUCUUUGUCCAGGAGGGCAUCGGCAAGGAGGAGUUCAUCUUCGGGCUGAUGCGGAAUGAUUUCGAGCACGCUUUUCUGACGAAGAAGCCUGGUAGGAAGGAGAUCAAGCUCGGCAGCUUGCCUGAGGAGCAACGCCGGAUGUUCAUGGAUCGAGGUGGCAGCCGUGAUGCAGAGUGGCGAUCCUGGCAGGACUUUGAUGCAGCUGAGCCGAUCCCGCCGGAUGAGAGUGACUCGAUCCGCGCGGAUAAGGCCAACAUCAUCAUCCCGAUGCGCUGGGUGGAUACCGACAAGAACGACGGGAAGUAUGAUGAGGCCGGAGCCCCUCUGCCGCUGCUCGCGAAGAGCCGCCUGGUCGUGGUGGGCUUUCGCGACCGCCUGCUGGGUAUGUUCAGGCGGGACGCUCCCGCUGCCUCACGGCUGGCGGAGGCGCUGCUCCUGACGCUGGCGGCGGCCAUGGGCAUGACCCUCUCCCUGGGCGACGUCAAGAACGCCUACUUCAACGGGCAGAACCUGCAGCGCGAGGUCUACCUGGAGCAGCCUCGAGGAGGUCUGCCUGGCCUUGCCGCGGGCCAGUUGCUGAGGGCCCGCAAGGCCAUCUACGGCUUUGCUGAGGCAGCAAGGCUCUUCUGGCUAGCGCUGCGUGACGCCUUGCUGUCCGACGGCUGGCUUCAGUCGCGCCUGGAGCCGGCGCUCUUCUACAGGCGCAUGGACGGGCAGCUGAAGGGCAUCGCGGUCUCGCACGUCGACGACGUGCUGGUGGCGAGGAUGAAGGACAUGCAGCUGUCGGACCUCUUGCCGAAGGUCCUGGGUACGUUCCAGUGGAAGUGGAGCGAGCUGCCCUUCACCUUCCGUGGCCGUGAGAUUUCAAGUGAUCCGAGAGGUUUUCUGGUCAAGAUGGUGAACUACGCAACUUCCAUCAAGCCGAUCAAGAUCCCAGCAGGACGAAGGAAGCAGUUGCAGGAGGACCUGAACGAGAACGAGGCGAAGGAGCUGCUGAGGGUAUCUGGUGAGAUCGGCUGGCUAGGUCGACAGUGCCGACUCGACCUGGCCUUCCUCUCAGGCGAGCUGCAGAGGGCCCGAGCGGCCCCGUGCGUGGCAGACCUGGUGAAGGCGAACCUGGCGGUGUCUGAGGCCAAGAAGGGUGCCGAGGUCGCGCUGGUCUACCCGGCCAACCUGAGGCUGUCCAGCGCCGUGAUCGGCGCGGCCGUGGACGCGGGCCACGCGAACGGCCCGGAGCACGACGACAUCGAGCGCUACAAGAGCUGUGGAGGCCACGUGGUGCUCCUCACGACCGACGGCAUCUUGGCCGGACACCAAGCACCAGUGGCAGUGCUGGACUGGAAGAGUGGCAUGACACAGCGUGUGUGCCGCUCAACCUUGGCGGCAGAGGCCAGUCACCUGGCCGAUGCGGUGGAGGCCGUCGACUGGGCGGCAGUGCUGUUCAGAGAGGCUAUGAAUGUCUCAGUGGACUUGCUCAACUGGCAGGGGGAGGUGCAGCGGCUUCCUCGCUUUUGGGCAACGGACGCCAAGUCCGUCUACGACCACCUCACGAAGGAGGGCUCGGCCAAGAGCAAGGACAAGAGGAUGGCCAUCGAGGGUGCCUUGCUCAGAGAGGUACUACGCUGCGAGAACACCCACCUCAGGUGGAUUGAUGGCUCGCAGAACAUAGCAGAUGUGUUGACGAAGCUGGGAGUAGACAAGGUCUACCUCUACAAGGUACUGCGGGAGGCCAAGUGGAGUCUGGUGCAGGACCCGGCGGCAGCGGCGAUCAAGAUGAAGAAGAGUAUGCAACGCGCUAGUCGCAAGACCGCCAUCGACUCGAGGAAGACGGAGAAGAGGCAGCAGGACAAACUCGUGAGAGCUAAUGAGAUGCGGGACAUCGCAGUUU